Molecule: messenger RNA, 3487 nt
Organism: Durio zibethinus
Lineage: Eukaryota; Viridiplantae; Streptophyta; Magnoliopsida; Malvales; Malvaceae
Product: bifunctional fucokinase/GDP-fucose pyrophosphorylase-like
Biological process (GO): GDP-L-fucose salvage
Molecular function (GO): fucokinase activity; ATP binding
Source: RefSeq, a predicted model, not a curated record
GGUCUCCGGUUCGAGUCCGGGCGACGCCAAUAAUAAUUUAUUUUUAUUUUUCCCCUUAAUCUGGCUUGUUCCAAGCAAUCAAAAAUUAAAAUCCGACAGCAGAGGGAACUGAAGGAGCGUGGUGGACCAGAUCAACUCUUCUGCAUCUAGUCUUUGAAAAGAACAAGAUAGUCAAUCUGUAUUCAUUCCAAUUCUAACUACACCUUCUUCCCUUCUACUCCCCCUUAUCUCCUGAAAACUCUCUAAUCUAAUUUCCCCAAAUAUCUAAUGGAAUCAAACCGAAAAAGAAUAUUCUCCAGAGCCAAACGGAAAGCCGACUUAACCGCCGUCCUCCGAAAAUCAUGGUACCAUUUAAGGUUGUCGGUACGCCACCCCACUAGGGUUCCAACAUGGGACGCCAUCGUUCUAACAGCUGCUAGCCCCGAACAAGCCCAACUCUAUGACUGGCAACUCAAACGGGCCAAGCGAGUAGGCAGGAUCGCUUCUUCCACUGUCACUCUCGCCGUGCCUGACCCCGAGGGUCAACGGAUCGGAUCCGGGGCUGCCACGCUCAAUGCCAUUCACGCCGUCGCUCAACAUUACGAGCGAGUUAUUCCAUUUGAAAAUGGAGGGUGUUGUGGAGAUAGUUUGGUUAGUUUGAUGGGUAAAAAACAUAUUUUGUUGCUUCAUGCUGGUGGGGAUUCUAAAAGGGUUCCAUGGGCGAAUCCAAUGGGUAAAGUUUUUUUGCCGCUUCCUUACUUGGCUGCUGAUGACCCUGAUGGUCCCGUCCCCUUGCUUUUCGACCAUAUUCUUGCAAUUGCUUCUUGUGCCCGACAAGCUUUUAAAAACGAAGGUGGAAUAUUUACCAUGACUGGAGAUGUUCUCCCAUGUUUUGAUGCCUCCACUUUGAUUCUUCCACCGGAUGCAUCUAGCAUUGUUACUGUGCCUAUAACACUUGAUAUUGCUGCCAACCAUGGUGUCAUUGUGGCAUCUAAAACGGAAAUUCUUGAGGAAAGUUACACAGUCAGUUUAGUUAACAACCUUCUUCAGAAACCUAGUGUAGAGGAUCUUGUUAAGAAUCAAGCAAUACUAGAUGAUGGUAGAGCUUUGCUUGACACUGGAAUAAUAGCUGUUAGAGGUGAUGCAUGGGUGGAGCUUGUAAAGCUUGCUUGUUCUUGCCACCCGUUGAUUUCAGAGCUUCUGAAAGGCAAAAAGGAGAUGAGUUUGUAUGAAGAUCUUGUGGCAGCUUGGGUACCUACAAAGCAUGACUGGUUACGACAUCGCCCCUUGGGUGAAGCAUUGGUCAGCAAAUUGGGAAAGCAAAGGAUGUUCAGCUAUUGUGCCUAUGAUUUGUUGUUUUUACAUUUUGGAACUUCAAGCGAAGUUUUGGAUCACCUUAGUGCAUCUGAUUCAGCACUUGUGGGUCGGAGACACUUAUGUUCCAUACCAGCAACCACUGUGUCAGACAUUGCAGCAUCUGCUGUUGUUCUGUCUUGCAAAAUUGCAGAUGGUGUCUCAAUUGGUGAAGAUUCGCUAAUAUAUGAUUCAAACAUUUCAGGUGGAAUACGGAUUGGUUCCCAGUCUAUAGUUGUUGGUAUUAAUGUUCCAGAGGACAGUGAUAGAAUGACAGAUAAUUCAGUAAAGUUUGUGCUUCCUGACCGCCAUUGUCUGUGGGAGGUUCCUUUGUUAGGAUGUACUGAAAGAGUGAUUGUAUUUUGUGGCAUCCAUGAUAACCCAAAAAAUCCUCUUACCAAAGAUGGCACAUUUUGUGGGAAACCCUGGGAGAAGGUCAUGCUUGAUUUAGGUAUUCAGGAAAAUGAUAUGUGGAGCUCAACUUGCAGUCAGGAUAAGUGCUUGUGGAAUGCAAAAUUGUUUCCCAUUCUUUCUUACUUUGAGAUGCUUAGUCUGGGAAUGUGGUUGAUGGGCUUGAGCGAUGAAAAAAACCAAAACUUUCUUCCCUUGUGGAGAAACUCCCGGCGUGUCAGUUUGGAGGAAUUGCAUGGAUCAAUUGACUUCUCAAAAAUGUGCAUUGGAUCCAGUAAUCAUCAAGCAGAUAUUGCAGCUGGUAUUGCCAAGGCUUGCAUUAACUAUGGCAUGGUUGGGCGCAAUUUAUCUCAAAUGUGUGAAGAAAUUCUACAAAAAGAGAUUUCCGGAGUCAAAAUAUGUAAAGACUUCCUAGCCCUUUGUCCCAAACUUAUUGAGCAGAAUUCUAAGAUUCUUCCCAAAAGCAGGGCAUAUCAGGUGCAAGUUGAUCUUCUUCGAGCAUGUGGAGAGGAAACAAAAGCUUGUGAGUUAGAGCACAAAGUAUGGGCUGCGGUUGCUGAUGAAACUGCAUCAGCAGUUAGAUAUGGUUUUGGAGAACAUCUCUUGGAAUCCUCUGGCAGCAAGUCUACUUCUGCCUGUGGGAACAAUAACCAUGGUGGCUCCAUGGAUCAAUCUUUUCAUUCAAGAACAGCAAAAGUUGAGUUACCAGUUCGAGUAGAUUUUGUUGGUGGCUGGAGUGAUACACCUCCAUGGAGCUUAGAGCGUGCUGGCUGUGUUCUUAAUAUGGCAGUGAGCUUGGAAUGUUCUCUUCCAAUUGGCACAAUUGUAGAGACAACAAAUUCAAGUGGAGUGUUGAUUAUCGAUGAUUCUGGAAACGAGCUACAUAUUGAAGAGCUUACUUCAAUUACUCCUCCUUUUGAUGGCAAUGAUCCUUUUAGGCUUGUGAAAUCUGCCCUGCUGGUGACUGGAAUUAUUCACGAAAACAUACUAGUAUCUAACGGCUUGCAAAUAAAGACAUGGGCUAAUGUGCCUCGGGGCAGUGGCUUGGGAACUUCUAGCAUCUUAGCAGCUGCUGUUGUGAAAGGACUUCUCCAGAUUAUUGAUGGUGAUGAUAGCAAUGAAAAUGUUGCCAGACUUGUUUUGGUACUAGAGCAGCUCAUGGGAACGGGUGGUGGGUGGCAGGAUCAGAUAGGAGGUCUGUAUCCCGGGAUAAAAUUUACUACCAGUUACCCUGGAAUACCAUUGCGCCUACAAGUCUUCCCUCUUGUGGCAUCUCCUCAAUUGAUUUCUGAAUUGCAGCAACGGUUGCUUGUGGUAUUUACAGGUCAAGUUCGACUUGCACAUCAAGUCCUACAAAAGGUAGUCCUUCGGUAUCUUAGACGAGACAACCUUCUCGUAUCCAGUAUCAAGCGACUUACUGAAUUAGCUAAGAUAGGGAGGGAAGCUUUGAUGAACUGCGAUAUAGAUAAGCUAGGGGAGAUUAUGUUGGAGGCUUGGAGGUUGCAUCAAGAACUUGAUCCUUACUGCAGCAAUGAAUAUGUUGAUAAACUCUUUGCUUUCGCUGACCCCUACUGCUCUGGCUACAAGCUUGUGGGAGCAGGUGGUGGGGGCUUUGCAUUGUUACUCUCCAAAGAUGCCACAUGCGCCAAAGAAUUGAGAAGCAUGUUAGAGAAAAACCCAGAAUUUGAUUCAGUAAUCUACAAUUGGAGCGUCUACUAAUUAUAGACUAUAGAAAAUUAUCAUU